UAUGAGUAAUGAGACACAUAAAGCUUUGGAGAUGACUAAGAAUUUGAGUGAAUUACUUAAAAAGUAAUAAGAGAACUUUUAAAGUAUUCAACAAGAAAUGAAAAGAGCUAAUAUUGUUUGGAAAUUAUGUUUAAAUAAUUAAGAUUGUAAUGAGGAUCGAGCUUAACAAUUAGUUUAACAUUCUAAGAAUCUUGAUAGAUUAAUUCAUGAAUAAGUCGUUUAGAUUAAAGAAUGUAAUGAUAAAAUUACAGAUAUUAAAUAAAAAUUAAGAUCAGAAACAAAGAAAUAAUAAAUUGAAAAGAAAUAAUAAUAGUAAAUAUAUAAAUUAAAUUUAUUUAGAAGAUUUACUUUUAUAUAAAAUAUACCUACAUCAGCAGGAAUCUUAUCAAAUAUUGAUAGUUCAUAUUUUUAAGAUUCUUAUAAAAAAUAAUUAUAAAUUAGUAACAGUCUCAUAAAUGAAACUAGUGAAUCUAAAAUUAAAUUUGUUAGAUUAAAAACAGGUAAAGUUGAAGAUAGACUUGAUUCUCAUAAUCAAGAACUUUUGACAUAAUUAAAUGCUUUAGGUAUAAAUUAAACAUAAAACAAUCCUAAAUUAAGUGAAUUUUGUGAUUAGAUAACUAAAAAUGAUGAAUUAUAUUUAGAAAUUUAGAAUAGAUAAUAGAGACUUAUCUAAUUAAAAAAUUGCAAAUCUGAACUUUUAAUUUUUACAAAAGUAAUCUUCUUAUUUUGAAUUGUAGAUUCUAUAAACAUAAGAGAAACCUUAAUUGUAGAUGAAAGAUCAAUAAUAUUAUUCUAGUUAUCAAUAAGAUGAUGUGAUUAGAUAAAACGAAUACAAAAUAUAGAACUUAAAACUAUUAUAACAACAUUUGGCUAUCAUCAAAUUCUACAAUAAUAAUCUAUAUAGAUUAUUUCAUUCCAUACGAAAACCAGAUGAAAAUAUUGUACAAAUUAUUCAUCUUUUGUAGAAAAUGAUAUGA
Messenger RNA from Paramecium sonneborni, 977 nucleotides. The record is from the annotation of a GenBank genome assembly. NCBI's taxonomy places the organism in Eukaryota, Ciliophora, Oligohymenophorea, Peniculida, Parameciidae.